AUGUACACGGCCCUAGGUGGUGACGAGCUGAUCGGGCUGGUUGACCCUUCGGCGCGAGAAUCUUCAGACCAAGAACCCUAAGUGCAACGAGGGAGAAAGCGAGGAACCGACUGGGAAGGACAGCAACGAGAGCGUGUACGAAGCGGAGCGGGUCGAGUUUGGUCGUGCUAGGACUGGCCACAGCGGCACCGGAGCAGCGGCAUCGGAGGAGCGGAACCGGAGCAGGCGGACGGAAUCGAACCGUCGCGCACGGACAAACAUCUCUUGUAUUGUCAACUAUAUUCUCGUUUUUUUCCUGAAUACCGGUGUUGGGUGUGAGUGAUGAUGUCACUGGUUUUGUAGAGAGACGCGGCAGAGAUGGCGCGGAUAACCCAGGUGCCUUAAUUGUGUACCCGCAUCGUGGAAGACCCCUUCAAUGUGGAACAAUUCCUAGUCAGUGUCGAUGUUUACACUGCUGUGCCUAACACAGAUGAUCUGGAUAGAUUCGGGUGAUUGUCAGUUGCACUUAUGGCUUUGGUUGGGCGUUCUUCUUCAUUGUAUGCCCACUGGCUCAUUCUGACAGCACUUCAGACAGCAGCCGCAUGCCCCGAGAUUGUGUACCAUGCACCAUGGUGUUAUCAUUGUGCAGACAGCACUUCAGACAGCAGUACGCUGUAGUCGACAAACAUUCAUUUCGGUUAAAUGAGGGACAAGGGGGGUGAUGCUGCUGCUGUAGUCGAUUUGUAGUGUGUGGGCGUGUAGUUCAGUUGUGAGCAUGCAAACGUGCUGCAGGGAUUGCAGGUGUACCUCCUCGGGCUUGCGUACCCUUUCCUUGCGAAUAGUGUGUGUGUUCUUUAGAUCUUCUGAUGGCUCUUGCAUUUUUGUGACCACGGACGGACCAAGUCUUUGCUAGAUUUUGGGAUUAGCAACUGACACGAGUUAAAUGCGAAGAAAAACAACA
Messenger RNA from Ectocarpus sp. CCAP 1310/34, 940 nucleotides. The record is from the annotation of a GenBank genome assembly. Lineage: Eukaryota; Phaeophyceae; Ectocarpales; Ectocarpaceae.